Gloeophyllum trabeum ATCC 11539 is the source of this 1056-nucleotide messenger RNA. RefSeq names its product Calcipressin-domain-containing protein. The transcript is spliced from 2 exons. NCBI's taxonomy places the organism in Eukaryota, Fungi, Basidiomycota, Agaricomycetes, Gloeophyllales, Gloeophyllaceae. Gene Ontology annotation, cellular component: nucleus; cytoplasm. The record is from RefSeq and is a predicted model, not a curated record. Gene Ontology annotation, biological process: calcium-mediated signaling. Gene Ontology annotation, molecular function: nucleic acid binding; calcium-dependent protein serine/threonine phosphatase regulator activity. The coding region runs from base 45 to 803 and encodes 252 amino acids.
CCGCCUAUUCUCCGCUCGCACUCUCCUCAUCGUCCGACACAACCAUGACCACCGAACUUUCCAUCCGCAUCCCCUCGCCGCCGUCGCUCAAGUCGUCCUCGUCGCGCUCGCCGUCACCGAGCUCGCGGCGCACGAACACGCUGAUCAUCACCCAGCUGCCUCCGGCCUUUUUCCACCCGCUGGUUCUCGCCACGUUAAAAGAACAUUUUGCAAGCUAUGGCCCGAUACACUCGUGGGCGCCGAUUAGGGCGUUCGCAAGAGCGAUCCUGGUGUACUAUAACGAGGACGACGCCGAGCAGGCGAAGUUGGAAUGCGACGGGCUUAUCAUAGAAGCGACGAAAGACAGCCCUGAAACGAUCUUGCGAGUAUAUCGUGGUGACCCCAUUCCUGUGUCGCUCCCCUCACCCGGCGCAGACGGAGACUCGAACCACCUCAAACCCCCGCCACUCGAGAAGAACUUCCUCAUUUCACCCCCAGGCUCCCCGCCCGUCGGGUGGGAGCCCAUUAAGGAGGAGCCGCCGAACGCGGCGCCGCUCGCGGACGACCUCAUCGCCGCGCUGAAGAAGCUGCAGGUCAAGGAGCGGAGGCGGAGCGUCGAGGUGCUCAUCGAGCCGGAGGAGAGCGGCGUAGGCGUGUACGUGCAGGACUGCGAUUGCGAUGAGGAUGAGGAGGAGCGUAUGGAGGAGGAUGCGGAGGAGGAGUGGGCGUAUGGCGAGACGGCACCGUCGAGGAUGAAGUGGCGGCCUGUGCCCACGUCUAUGCCGCCGGUGCAGCAGCCCAUGGUCGGGAUGGUAUCGUCCUGAGCUGCGUAAUGAGAAGACAUGACGAGGUCGACGAAGACCUUAUGUGGUACGCCGGCGAUGACCCUUGAUAAUUCUUACGACAAGAUCGGAUCGUUUCCAGAGGAGCUUCACGGACUUAUUUGCCUUUCGUAGACGUUCUACUUUACUGGGGUGUAAAAGGAGCUUACGGACUCAUCUACGGGUGUACUUCUAUAUUUACACUACUGUCUGUUGUCUCAAUUAUGCAACGCUAAUCACAUCUACUUUCCGGUCA